Molecule: messenger RNA, 1692 nt
Organism: Talaromyces rugulosus
Lineage: Eukaryota; Fungi; Ascomycota; Eurotiomycetes; Eurotiales; Trichocomaceae
Exons: 3
Coding region: 1-1692 (563 amino acids)
Molecular function (GO): CoA-ligase activity
Source: RefSeq, a predicted model, not a curated record
AUGCCACACUUCACGUCGUCGCAGCCUCCUGUACAUGUUCCGGAGACAAUUCCGAUCUGGACGUGGCUCUUUGACUCGGAGCAUAGUCCUCUCCACAACACCCCGUCUUCUCAAAUUGGAGGAUAUAUAAAUGCCAUAACAAAAGAGCAUCUUAGCUACUUAGACCUGAAAACACACUCUACGCACCUAUCCACGGCCCUAAUCAAGAAGUAUGGACUCCAGCCAGGGCAGACGGUCUCUCUGUUUUCUCCAAACACUGUCUGGUAUCCAUGUGCUAUGUUCGGCACGCUGCGUGCUGGCGGAAUCGUCUCUGGGGCAUCGCCUGCCUACACUGUGGACGAAAUGACAUAUGCUCUCAAAAUCAGCAAUGCGAAAUUCCUCUUCACGAUCCCAGAUAGUAUUCAGGUUGCCGUGAAAGCAGCACUCGCCGCUGGAAUCCCCCAGAGCCACGUUUUCCUUCUUGAGGGGUCUGUCUCAGGAUUCAACACAAUGUCUGAUCUACUCGAGAUUGGCAAAUCGUUCAAUUCUAACCAGAUAGCGCAAUACCAAUUUCCUCCCGGCAAGACAAAUCGAGAUGUUUGCGGUUUUUUGUCCUUCAGUAGCGGAACAACUGGGCUUCCUAAGGCAGUCAUGAUUGCACACUCGAACGUCAUUGCACAAUGUCUGCAAGUCCAACAAAUCACACCGGAAACACAUAGGCGUAUUCUCGCGGUGUUGCCUCUUUUUCACAUAACGGGCCUUGUCCAUCAACUUCAUUUACCCGUGCUACUGAACGCGAAUGUCUAUAUGCUUCCAUCGUUCAGCAUGGAUUCCAUGUUGCAAACAGUUCAAGAUUAUAAACUUGAGGAAAUGUUACUUGUACCUCCCAUCCUUAUCCGCAUGAUCCGUGAUCGCCAAACUAUGCAGAAAUACGACUUGAGCAGCGUUAAAAGAUUUUCCAGCGGCGCAGCACCUCUUUCAGAUGAAGUUCUUCAGCUUCUUCAAGAAAUGUUUCCAGGUACCGGCUUCAAGCAAGGCUAUGGAAUGACCGAGUCAUGUUCAUGCAUUACUGCCCACCCACCAUCUAUGUACGAUUACAAGUACGCUUUUCGUGUCGGCACCAUCGUUGCCAACACGGACGUCAAAAUUGUUGAUCCCGACUCAGGUCGAGAAUGUGGACUAAACGAGGCGGGAGAAAUUUGGGCUCGCGGCCCUCAGAUUGUAAUGGGGUAUUUAAACAAUAAAACGGCGACUGACGAAACUUUUGACAAGGACGGUUUUCUUCACACGGGUGAUAUUGGCCAGAUAGAUGAGGAAGGAAUGAUUACGAUUGUAGAUCGUUUGAAAGAGAUGAUCAAGGUCAAAGGCAUCGGCGUCGCUCCCGCCGAACUCGAGGACUUACUGCUUGGCCAUCCUGAUGUUGAUGAUGCCGCUGUCCUAGGAAUUGCCGAUGAUUAUGCCGGGCAGAGACCCAAAGCAUAUGUGGUACUAAAGCCUGCGGCAGAAACCGACCACAAGAAAAUCGCUAUGGGUCUCUUAAAAUACGUUCAAGAGAAAAAGGUUAGAGACAAGUGGAUUUUCGAGAUUGAGAUCAUAGAUGAGAUCCCUAAGAGCGCUAGUGGGAAAAUUCUAAGAAGAGUUCUCCGGGAUCUUUCAAAGUCUGGAAGAAAGGGACUAGUUGUGAGAGUCGAUCGUCCUCCGGCUAAAUUAUAA